Salvelinus sp. IW2-2015 is the source of this 4547-nucleotide messenger RNA. Its product is annotated as mitotic checkpoint serine/threonine-protein kinase BUB1-like. The coding region runs from base 219 to 4151 and encodes 1310 amino acids. Gene Ontology annotation, cellular component: nucleus. The record is from RefSeq and is a predicted model, not a curated record. Gene Ontology annotation, biological process: mitotic spindle assembly checkpoint signaling; meiotic sister chromatid cohesion, centromeric; protein phosphorylation. The transcript has 23 exons. NCBI's taxonomy places the organism in Eukaryota, Metazoa, Chordata, Actinopteri, Salmoniformes, Salmonidae. Gene Ontology annotation, molecular function: ATP binding; protein kinase activity.
UAUAGAUCAAUGGCAAAGACAGUUUCACAGUACUCUGUGACACCAGCCAUGCUAGCGACACAGAUAGAAUAAGCCACCAGUGUCUUUGCUAGCGACGCGAAUGCAAUACUUGGUAUUUAGCUACUGAAUUAAUGUAACUUAGAUUUGCGUGUAAUUGCUCAUAUUUGUGUUGUUGGAAUUUGGAGUGGGAACCGCCAGUCUGCUGUUCAGUCCACACCAUGAAUGUUGGUUCACAUUUACAGAGCUUUGAGGAAAGUUUGAGCAACUAUACUGGAGACGACCCCCUAGAUCCAUGGGACAGAUUUAUUGAAUAUCUAGAGAAGAGAUUACCUGCUGAAGACGCCAAGGGGAUGUCUCUUGUGCUAGAUCGUCUAGUACAAAGAUUUCUACAAGAGGAGCGCUACUCCAAUGACAUCCGAUACGUAAACUACUGCAUCAAAUGUGCAAGUUAUUAUGAUGAGCCCAUCAAACUGUACAGUCACAUAUACAGUAAGGGUAUUGGCACCAGAGCUGCAGUCCUUUAUGUGGCGUGGGCUCAACAGUUUGAGCAGCAGGGCCUGCUUCAACAGGCUGACGCCGUCUACCAGAGAGCCAUGGAAAACCAAGCUGAGCCAGUUGACACUGUCCUUCAGCAAUACAGGAGGUUCCAAACCAGCACUUCUAGAGGUGGGACAGGGGCAUCAGAAGGUGUACGGAAUCCUCUUCAGACUUCUCACUUGGUAAAUCAGCUGCAAUCCCACAGAGAGCCUGGCCCACAGUACAAGGACCCCGAAGGUCUGUCCCAACUCCCUGCAGACAGAACAGUUCGCAUAAUCUCCCGGUCUGAAAAUGUGGUGGUAAAUAAACCCAAUCAAGGCCCGGCUGUAAACUUGCAAACAGUGUCGAUGUACCAUACUGAAGACCUCAUCUGCGAAGGGUCUGAACUUUGCUUCGAGGAGGUCCGAGCCAGACGAUACUUUGUGAGAUGCAAGCAAGUGGAGAAGCAGAGAGAGUUUGAGGAACGUCAGAGGUUGGCUAGAGAGCAGGAGGAGGAAGUGAUAAGGAUGAACCAACUGCUGGAGGAGCUGGAGAGUAACCUCGGUGUGAGCUCUACAGUCCAGGGAAGCUCAGCCAUUGCUCCACAAGUGCAGGCAUCCUGCACACCUGCAACAGGACUGAAUCCUGGGUUCCUACAACAGUCCUUUAGGCACCCUCCACUCUCAAACAACCUCGGAAUCAAACCCACUCCAGGCUUGAGACUGAACAGUGGACAGGACCCCAGAAAAGGCACGGUGAAGGAACCUGCGGCCCACACUCAGCGCGUCCAUCUCAGGGUUCCCAUCACAGACACCCUGCUCUCACAGAUGUCCUCUCCCCCAUCUGGACAGGUGGAAGAGGAAAACACCUCCCAUAGCUGCUCCUUUCACCUGCCAAAAGCACCAAUGGGUCACUUGCGUCAAUGUACAGAAGCACCAAAACCAUCUGCAGUUGCUCCCCAGGCAUAUUCUCUACAGGCCUCUCUGGUUCAACUCCAACCAAGACAAAACCCUAAGCCUAUUAGAUUGUCAUUUGGAUCGGCCCCAAAGAAGCCAGCAGCCUAUGAAUCUGAGUUGCAGCACGGGGCAGAUCCUCUCCAGGAUGUUCGCUCCCAGUCCCAACUCGGUGGCUUAGUGAACUACCUCAGCAGCAGCUUCCAGCAGUACAAUGGCAGAGAUUCCCAUGAGGUGUCUGUCAGUGAAGGUACUGAGUCGGAGGUGAAAUUAGAUGUAUCACAGGGAGGGACUGGGAACCUGUCCCAUAUCACUCCUAACACUUCUCUGGGACUGGUGCAAGCCACCCCGUCCAGGGUUCUCCCAUCCCCAACAGUCAACACACGGGAGGCACUUGAUGCGAUCAUGGACAUGUUCCAGGCUCCAACCCUCAUGCAGGAGGAACAGUUCCCCAGCAUGUCAAUGCAUCAGGCUGAGAAGAGCUUUGAUGCUGUCUACCACAGAAGGGGAAGCACCUCUUUGUUCAGCAAGCCCCCCAAUGCAGUGCCUUUCGCAAUCUUUCAGGAUGAGAACGAAAACAAGGAGAACUGCAGUGCUACUAUGGUGGACAAGGCUAAGCCACCAAGGGCCCUAGCAGAAAUCGCUGUAUCUAAAAGAGAGAAACAAGAUGAAUCUCCUUCGGAAUUGAUACCAGAUGAGAGCACUAUGUGGGGAGCACGCUACAACUCCCUGGCCACCUGCCCCAACAGCACCAGAGACUUUUCCCUGUCGGCCCACCUGGUCUCCACGCCCUUCCAAAACAAAGCUCCUUCCUCCUGGAACUUUGAGCAGGACCAAGAAAAUGAUCACCCCAGAGGCUUUAGUGGUCCAGAAGAGGGCCCUUUCCUGCGACAGCCCACUAAACUCAGCCCUAUCAUAGAGCAGAGCCCACCUGAUGGGAUAUCUGAGACCGGCGCUGAGUGCUCUAUGAGGGCGCAGGGCUUUGCUGAGCAGGGCACCAUCGUGGGUGAAGGGCUAGCCCUGGCCCAGCGAAGCCUGGCUGCCUGCUCCAUGACUGAGGUGCAGCAUCAUGCCCCGGCCGCACUGUCCUUCAGAGACCAGACUGCCCCCCUGGCUCAUACUGAGGGGGCAGGGGCCAAAAGCCCUCCUCCCAAGGCCUCUAAACCAGACUGGGAUGUCUAUGUGAGCCCAGAGCAGUCUUUAAAGCCAGCCUGUCCUCUCUCACAGCGUGCACCUGUGGAAGAGGCAUCCCUUUCAAAGAGCCAGAUUGAUGCCUUCAAAUCCAACUUUGAUGUUUCAACUAGUCCAGAGAAAGCCCCAACACCUGCUUUCGAUAUCCCAAUGAGCCCAGAGUGUGCACCCAAGCCAGACUGGUUAGUGGUAAAAAGCCCAGAGGUUGGGGUUGAACUCGACCUGGACUUGGAUGCCUUCAUGAGUCCCUGUCAGGGUCAGAGAACAGAUGGCUUCCCUCUGAAGACCAUGGACAUCCCUAUGAGUCCAGAACCAUCAAAGUUUGGCUUGGAUGUUACCAUGAGUCCAGUCCAUUCGUCAUCAAAGUUCAGAAUGGAUAUUCCUAUGAGUCCAGCUCCAGAGGUGAGGUACGGCAUGGAUAUUCCUAUGAGCCCAGACCAAGGGUCAGAGCUGUUCUCUGACCCCUGGGAUGAUGAGCUGAUCUCCUCCCUGCUCUCCAAACUGCCCAUGCCACUCACCUCCCAGCCAAACUUCAUCACCUGGCAGUGCAAAGUCCCCAGCAUCGCACCCAAGAUGACCAUCAAGAUGGGUGAAGGCUCCUUACGGGUUGACUGCGUCCUCGGACAGGGUGCCUUUGCCACGGUCUACCAGGCAACUGACCUGACAACCUCAGAGAAGAUGAUUUUAAAGGUGCAGAAACCAGCCAAUCCAUGGGAGUUUUACAUCAACACUCAGCUGAAUGCCCGGCUGCAGCCCAGCGUGCGCCACCUCUUCAGCAACAUCCACUCUGCCCACUUCUUUCAGAAUGGCAGCGUGCUAUUGGGCGAGCUCCACAACUGUGGCACCCUAUUGAACGCUGUGAACCUGUACAAAAACCUGACUGACAAGGUGAUGCCCCAGCCUCUGGUGAUUUACUUCACUGUCUGCAUGCUGCACAUGGUGGAACAGCUGCACAGCAUCCACAUCGUUCACGCUGACAUCAAACCAGACAACUUCCUGCUGGGAGAUAGGUUCCUGGAGAACAAGUCCUUUGACCCAGAUAACCUGGAUCAUGGCCUUGCCCUGAUUGACCUGGGUCAGAGCAUUGACAUGACUCUGUUCCCAGAGGGCACUUCGUUCACUGCCAAGUGUAUGACCUCUGGCUUCCAGUGUACAGAGAUGAAGAGUGGGAGACCAUGGAACUACCAGACCGACUACUUUGGAAUAGCUGGAACGGUGUACUGCAUGAUUUUUGGAACAUACAUGCAAGUAACACAGGAGGGUGGUGUGUGGAAGACAAAUGCAGUAUUUAGAAGAAAUCCCCACAGUGAUCUGUGGACAGAGUUCUUCCACACUCUGCUGAAUGUGCCUGACUGCAACUCCCUGCCAUGCCUGCGGAGCCUGCGCAGUAGACUGAGCACCGUGCUCCAACAGAACUACAGCAACAAGCUGCCGUCGCUGAAGACCCGCCUGGUCAUCCAGCUGUUAGAAAGCCGGUCGGCACGGAGAUAGAACUCCCUGAGAACCUUGAUACUCCUGGGUGCUGUUCAGUAGGUAUAGAAUGAAAGAAAGUGGUCUGAAACUGAGUGGAACAAGGAGAUGCUGUGUGAACUUGUCCACUAAGAGACACUUGUUUUUGUGUUUCGUAACAAAACGUUGUCAACACGAGCCUAAUGUACACAACCAUGGAUGAUGGGUAUUACUGCCAUGUCUCGUCUCUACUCCAUUUGUAAAUACAAAAGAUUUACCUUGAAUUGGGUCUUGAAUUGGCUACCUUGAAUAACCUUUUUAUGCAUUUUUUAUAUAUUUUUGUCCAUUUUGUAAAUGACAUAAAUAGGGAGAUUGAUGUUGGAGAUGUUAUGGUGUAUUUUCAUUUGUAAAUAAUUAAAAACCUUUUCAGUCUGCCAA